AUGGGUGUCACCAAGACUACUCACCAGGAGGGCACCGGCGCCAUUCCCAAGCCCGGCGAUACUGUCACCAUCGAGUACACCGGCUACCUCAAGGACACGAAGCAGGAUAACAACAAGGGCAAGAAGUUCGACUCUUCCGUCGGUCGCGGCGACUUCGUCACCCGCAUUGGCGUCGGCCAGGUCAUCAAGGGCUGGGAUGAGGGUGUCACCACCAUGAAGGUUGGCGAGAAGGCUACCCUCGACAUCUCCAGCGACUACGCCUACGGCGAGCGCGGCUUCACCGGCCACAUCCCCCCCAACGCCGACCUUAUCUUCGACGUCGAGCUGAAGCACGUCAAAUAA
Messenger RNA from Colletotrichum karsti, 342 nucleotides. Its product is annotated as peptidyl-prolyl cis-trans isomerase. The record is from RefSeq and is a predicted model, not a curated record. The transcript is spliced from 4 exons. Lineage: Eukaryota; Fungi; Ascomycota; Sordariomycetes; Glomerellales; Glomerellaceae. The coding region runs from base 1 to 342 and encodes 113 amino acids. Gene Ontology annotation, molecular function: peptidyl-prolyl cis-trans isomerase activity.